GGCCAAUGGGGAGGCGGAGCGGCAGGUAUGAGAUGGCGGCGGGAGCAUCGGCGCCCGGCGGCAGAGAUGCCAUCUGCAAUUUUGUCAUUUGCAAUGACUCCUCCCUCCGCAGCCAGCCGAUCAUCUUCAAUCCUGACUUCUUUGUGGAAAAGCUGCGCCAUGAAAAACCAGAGGUGUUCACAGAGCUGGUAGUCAGCAACAUUACCAGGCUCAUUGACUUGCCUGGGGCAGAGCUGGCCCAGCUAAUGGGAGAGGAGGACCCAAAGCUGCCUGGGGCAAACAGCUCAGCCUCUGGAUUUUUUCGUUCUCUGAUGUCUCUGAAGCGCAAGGAGAAAGGGGUGGUGUUUGGCUCACCGCUGACAGAAGAAGGCAUUGCACAGGUCUCCCAGCUAAUCGAGUAUCUGCACAAAAAUCUAAGAGCAGAAGGCUUGUUUCGGGUGCCAGGCAACAGCAUCAGGCAACAGAUCCUAAAGGAUGCUCUAAACAGUGGUACAGAUAUUGACCUGGACUCUGGGGAAUUUCAUUCCAAUGAUGUGGCCACCCUGCUUAAGAUGUUCCUGGGUGAAUUACCAGAGCCCCUGCUGACACACAAGCACUUCCAUGCCCACCUCAAAAUUGCAGACUUGAUGCUGUUUGAUGAGAAGGGGAAUAAGACCAGCACUCCAGACAAAGAGCGCCAAAUUGAAGCCCUCCAGCUGCUGUUUUUGAUCCUUCCUGCGCCCAACCGCAGUCUGCUCAAACUGCUGCUGGACUUGCUCUACCAGACCGCCAAGAAGCAGGACAAGAACAAGAUGUCUGCCCACAAUCUUGCCCUCAUGUUUGCACCCCACAUCCUAUGGCCCAGAAAUGUGACAGCAAAUGACCUUCAGGAGAAUAUCACAAAGCUAAACAAUGGAGUGACCUUCAUGAUCAAACACUCUCAGAAACUCUUCAAGGCUCCAGCAUACAUACGGGAAUGUGCCAGGCUGCACUAUCUGGGAUCCAGAGCACAUACAUCAAAGGACGACCUGGAUUUGCUGACGUCUCCUAGCUCCAAGGAGCUGCAGCCCCUCAAGUCUCAGAAGCGAAGCCGGCUGGACACUUGCCAUCAGGAGGAGACCCAGCAGCGCACGGAGGAGGCACUGAAGGAGCUCUUCCGCCAUGUCCACAAUAUGCCUGACUCUGCAAAGAAGAAGAAGCUUAUCCGGCAGUUUAAUAAGCAUCCUACAGCUCUCACUCCUGGCUCUGAUGUACCUACAUCCCCAGCACCGCGACGCACUCGCUCACGCUCUUUCAGCGGCCUCAUUAAGCAUUCAACUGCUUACCAGCAAUGCAUCCUGCUCCUUCCCUUUCUUUUCCUCUUUGCGCUCUACGCACUAGCCAACAGCCCUCUCUUCUUACGGCAGCGGAAGGUCUUGGGAACCCCAGUUAUCCUGGAGAGGAAGAGCAGGGAUGCCACACCGGAGCCUGAGCGAGUCAGCAAAGAGAAUGUCCACCUGUUACAGAAAUGUGGAUCUCCAGCUCACAUGUCCCAGGCGAAGCUGAAAUCUUUGGAGGGCCGUAAAGAGGAAUCCUGUAGACGCAUGCGAGCCCACCUGCUUUCCAAGGAUUCGUCAUCCCUCUGAAUCGCCUCGCGACAACGCAUGGGUGGGGAAUGCCCAGCCUCGCAAGCUGUGAAUAAUGUGCUGCACUGAGAGGGGAGUGCUGGGGGCUCAUGGCAACCCUCACCAACAUGGCAGCGCUUUUGAAACUGGACCUUUGCAAAGACUGCAGGGACUUGUUUCUUUCUGUAUAUAAAUUAAGUUUCAUUCUACUAUGGGGCAAACCACUAUCUAACCAAAAUGUGUGCAGCAUGUCUGACCUGCUGGCUCUGGGAAGAGCUGGAGUGCUUGCUUACAAGGAGAGCCCUUUGCAUUACAGUGCCAUUUGCACUCCCAGCUUUCUCUGCAAGGUUGCUAGGUUGUAUUUUUUGGCUUUUCUGCUCUGAGUUUUUAACACAUUGGCUUGUUUUUGCUCCCUCCCCUCUGUUAGCGGUGAGAACGACGGACUCCAACCUUCACCCACAUCCUGACAGCUAACCUCACCUCCAGGCCCCCUCUAGAGCCAUGCCCUCCUCUGCUUCCUCUGGGCUCCAUUUUGCCCUGCUGUCCCCAAAGGGCUGGAGUGCACAAACGGUACAGAGCACGGGAGGAGCCUGGGAGAAGAGGAGAGGGUUUGGGUGCCAUCAUUUUUGGGUGCCAUCAUGUCAAGUUGGGCCCGAGGAAAACAACUUCCCCAGUAAACUCAUGGCUUUGUUUCAACUAGAGCUGGAGGCAGUCCUUGCUCGCUGCCUUCGUGUUUCCAUGGCACAGCUCUGCCUGGUGAGCAAAGAGUGUCUCUGGUUUGUGUUCACCCAGGGAUGCUAAGCUGAGCGGGGCAGGAGGCUGGCAAAGGCUGUCUGGGGCAGGACAGCUCAGCCUUUGGAAGCUGGAGCGCCUGGAGCAGACAGGCUCGUGGCUGUGUGUGCCGCAUAGGAACAGCGUGAGCAGCAUGAGAGGCGAGAGACAGCUCUGGCCAUUUGUGAUCUGCUGCAAAUGGUGCCAAAGGCUGUGGCUUAAGAUAUCUGUAUGGCUGGUCAGGCAACUGCCUGAUUAAUCAUUAAAAUGGGGGAAAGGGCUGGAGCUGGGUUCAGCUCUUUGGCCUGAGCUGCAGAAAUGAGAUGAAACCAUCUAGAUACGGGAUAAACCUUCAUCACAGCUGGCCAGUGUCAGCUGUCUUGUUAAGCUAAAGUGCUGCAAUAAGCCAAUCUUGCCAAGUACCUGUCUGCAAGCACUCCAGGGUGGGAAACACACAGGGUCACUACUGUGAAAUAAAGAUUUAAUCAGCUGGGGAGCCAUCUAAACACUUCUCAGCCCUUCUCAGCGAAGCAAAUAAUCUCUGGAAUCCAAUUAUAAUUGUCUUCUAAUCUUUAAGAACCAGCAGCUGGCAGGAGUUAGAGCUCUGUCCUUGACAGCUUUUUGAGACAACUGGUGGCAGGAGGUGUGAAUAUUGGGUUGUGAGCAGGGAGUUCAGUCCGACUGGCUAGAGCUGUCAAAGCAGGGCAUCGGAGCCCUGUGCAGCUUAACUGGGAUUUGACACUUUUUUUGCUGUGAUUUUUUUUUUUUUUUAGAUACAAAGCUAUGUGCCUCAUGCUGCUCUGUCUAAAGGGAUGUUCCUGGUACUUUAUCGUGGGUGCCUGUCCCCAGUCUGACCCCAAAUUGAAGGAGCUGCCUUGAAAAUGUAGGGGGUAGUGGGACUGUAGAUGUGUGAGUUGGGAGUUGCUGGUGUUAGGAGCCUCUGUCGCAGCAAAGAGCGAGCUCUGGCUCUUCAGGGACCGGGCAGGCGAGGAUGCUGUGAGGAAGGGCAGAGGUUGUUUGCUGUGGUAGUAGUAUGUGCUUUUUGGAUGUGUCUGUAAUCGUUCCCUCCGGAGGCUGAAGCUAAGUGCUCUUCUCCGAAGGGCACAGCGUGUUUUGCUGACUGCACUUCUACCCUGCCCCUGCAGUCCACUGUCAGCGGAGACCUGGGGAUCUCGGCUUUGCCUCUGCAGAGAGAUGAGGCAGAGCCGAAGGUCGAGCGGCAGCACACGGGGAGCUGGGGCUGGUCCUGCUGCCUCUGCUCUUACUUGCAUUGCGGCGGUUGUUGGGUGAAGCACUUGUUCAUCCCAUCCCUCCUCUCCCCGUUGCCCCAUGCUUACUUGCGUAUGUGUGUCUGUAUUGGUGUCUGCUUGGCAAGGCAAUCUUGUUCCUAAGCCUAAAUACACUGCUCCCCUAUAGAUGAGAGGAAAGUAACUCUUCUUCCCGCUGUGCCCCCUUACUGAUGGCUCUAGCUCAGGGACUGUCUGGUUUCUGGCACAGCCGAGAUUUGCUUAGCUCUAAGAAAAAAUAUCUAUGGGGCAUCAGCCCAGCGUUCUGCAUUCAGAUGCCUUCCCUGCCAAAGGGUACAGUCUCCAGAUGGGGUAGUCCCAGGAGGGGUUCAGUGCCCUGGGCUGUCCUCCCUAUGCUGAGGAUGGUGGUGGCUAGCAGAUUUGGCUUCUAGGACCCUUGGCUUUUGCAGUCCCAACAUGUUCACACUAUCUCACAGGAGAGGGGGAGUUUUAGUCAUGCUUGGAUGUGUCUCAUUUGUCUGCCCUGUGCAAUGACUCACAAGGAUGCUUCCUCCCAGAGCAGCCACUAACUGUUCCCAGAGUCUGUCAUUUCCAAAGUAUUUUUAAUCUUUGUCCUUAUUUAUAUAUGCUAUGUAUGUACUGUUUCAGACUGUUGCCUUUCUGUGUGUUCAUGUGAAA
Molecule: messenger RNA, 4279 nt
Organism: Chroicocephalus ridibundus (black-headed gull)
Lineage: Eukaryota; Metazoa; Chordata; Aves; Charadriiformes; Laridae
Gene: ARHGAP19
Product: Rho GTPase activating protein 19
Exons: 12
Coding region: 6-1604 (532 amino acids)
Biological process (GO): regulation of small GTPase mediated signal transduction; signal transduction
Cellular component (GO): cytoplasm
Molecular function (GO): GTPase activator activity
Source: RefSeq, a predicted model, not a curated record